Molecule: messenger RNA, 2034 nt
Organism: Durusdinium trenchii
Lineage: Eukaryota; Dinophyceae; Suessiales; Symbiodiniaceae
Source: the annotation of a GenBank genome assembly
GGUCCCGAAUUCAGUUUUCGCCACCUGCUGGAGCUGGAACUUCACCAUUUCUCGGAUGAUGUUUAUGACAUCGUUGAUCAGAGCGUAAAAGAGUCAAAAAUUGAAGCCAAGCUGGAAGGGAUCCGCAAGACCUGGUCCAAGAUGACAGUCGAUUUUGACAACAAUCGGGAGGAUUGCCCACUCUUGGCAGAUCUAUCAGAGGUGCUGGAGCGGCUUGAGUCUGACUCGCUUGAGAUGUUGUCCAUGACCUCCCAGGGCCGCUUCAUCGAGUUCUGCAAACAGACGGUGGACGAAUGGAGCGAAAAGCUGCAGACGGUUGACUCUGUCUUGCAGGUCUGGCGGAAAUUUCAGACCAACUGGUGCCGCUUGGAGCCAAUCUUCAUGCAGAGUGAUGACAUUCGCUCGCAGCUCCCAGAAGACUCCAAGAGGUUUGAGAUGCUGGACAACAGCUGGAAGGAUUUGAUGAUGGAGGCUUCUAGGUCUUCUUUGAUCGUCGAGAUUUGCACAGCCGAUGGACGGGCUCAGACGUUGGAAGACAUCACAGAUGCUUUGGACACAUGUGAGAGAUCCUUGAAUGAUUACUUGGAGCAGAAGAAGAAAGCAUUUCCUCGCUUCUACUUUGUUGCCAAUGGUGCGUUGCUAGACAUUCUUUCGAAUGGCAACACGCCAUUGAAGGUUGCAGAGUACUUGGGCGAUGUUUUCGAUGGAAUCCGCACCUUGGACUUCUCCAAAGACCCGGUCAUGGGUCGAGUGGCUUGCGGCCAUUGUGCAAAGGAUGGCGAGUUUGUCCCGUGGCCAGCGGAUCCUGGCUCUUUCGUCCUGGAGGGGCCUGUGGAGCAAUACUUGGCGGGACUUGAAAGUCACAUCCGCUUGGCAUUGCGAGAGAUCCUCGAACAGGCCAGGACAUCUGCGGAGAGCUGGGAAUUGGGUGACAGGCCUCGGGAGACCUGGUUGGACGACUAUUGUGCACAGCUGAGUUUGUUGGCCACGCAGGUCAUUUGGACCGAGGAGACGACUCGGGCCUUCGAAGACAUGGAGGCUGGAAGCGAGACGGCCAUGCGAGACUACAAACGAGUGAACGAUGAUCGCAUUGACAAGUUGAUCCGCAGGGUGCAGCGAGAAUCUAACAAGGAGCUUCGGACAAAGGUGAUCACGAUCAUCACCAUUGAUGUUCACUCUCGGGACGUCAUUGAGUCCUUUGUCCUGCAGAAAGUCAAUGAAGCCAAUGACUUCAGGUGGGGGUCACAGCUGCGCUUCUAUUGGACGGUCUAUCCACCAGGUAGCACUUUGGUGUCUUUUACCCCGCCACAGCAGAAAACAUGCCUGAUCAAAAUCUGUGAUUGGGCAACAUGUUAUGCCUACGAAUACAUUGGCAACGUGGGCCGGCUGGUCAUCACACCGCUGACGGAUCGCUGCUACAUCACUCUCACGCAGGCUUUGAACCUCUGCCUUGGAGGAGCUCCGGCAGGUCCUGCAGGCACCGGGAAGACAGAGACCACCAAGGAUCUCUCCCGAGCCCUGGGUUUGCCCAUUGUUGUGUUCAACUGCUCAGAUCAAAUGACGUACCAAACCACGGCGCAGAUUUUCAUGGGUCUUGCCCAGGUGGGUGCUUGGGGCUGCUUUGACGAGUUCAACCGCAUCUCUAUUGAGGUCUUGUCAGUCGUGUCAACCCAAUACAAGUCCGUCUUGGAUGCCAUUCGUGCCAACAGCAAGACCUUCCUGUUUGUGGACGAGGAACUGCGCUUGGUGAAGACCGUCGGCGCCUUUAUCACCAUGAAUCCAGGUUAUGCUGGACGCACAGAGCUGCCUGAGAACCUGAAGGCGCUUUUCCGGUCUGUGGCCAUGAUUGUCCCCAACUUGAAAUUUAUUUGUGAAAACAUGCUGAUGUCGGAGGGUUUCACGAAUGCUCGACUUUUGGCACACAAGUUCGUGACUCUUUACUCUCUCUCCAAGGAGCUGCUGAGCAAGCAGAUGCACUAUGAUUGGGGCCUCCGAGCAGUGAAAUCUUUGUUGAGACAGGCAAGACAAGCUUAG